Scylla paramamosain (green mud crab) is the source of this 2365-nucleotide messenger RNA. Its product is annotated as RNA-binding protein cabeza-like. Gene Ontology annotation, molecular function: transcription coregulator activity; RNA binding. Gene Ontology annotation, cellular component: nucleus. The transcript is spliced from 11 exons. Bases 150 to 1766 code for a protein of 538 amino acids. NCBI's taxonomy places the organism in Eukaryota, Metazoa, Arthropoda, Malacostraca, Decapoda, Portunidae. The record is from RefSeq and is a predicted model, not a curated record. Gene Ontology annotation, biological process: regulation of DNA-templated transcription.
GGUGAGUGACGUCAGGGAGCGGCGCCAAUCAGCAGAGGCGUCCAUCCUGAGCACCGCCAGGACUCUUCCGGCGACCACUGCAUUACCCGCGUGUGUCCUGCCCCAGUGUAAUUCCUCAGUAACCCAGUAAUCCCAGUGCACCCCAGGCCAUGGCGGAAACACAGUACAAUUAUAGUGGCGGGUAUGCCAGCGGGGGCAGUAGUGGUGGUGGGGGAAGCAGCGCUGGCACGGGAAGCUAUGGAGGCUAUAGCAACACCUCCAGUGCUGCUCCUCCCCCAGCCUCCUCCUACUCCCAGCCCCAGUAUGGCGGCUACUCGGCACCACCGCCCCAGGGGUACUCCCAGAGCCAAGCCCCCUACGCUGCCCCGCCCACAUAUGGAGCCCCGCCCCCCCAGGGUGGGCCAGGCAGCUCAUACAGUGGCUAUGGGAUGCAGCAGCAGAGUCAGCCUCCAGUGCAGCCUCCAGCGGCAAGCAGUGGGGGCUACAACAGCUAUGGUGGCCAGUCUCAGGGCUAUGAGCAGAACAGUAGCUACCAGUCUGGCAACUAUGGCCAGCCCCCUUCCAAUACUUACGGGGGCCAGCAUGCCAGUAGCUAUGGCAACCAGCCCAGUGCUAACUAUUCAAACGUCCAGCCUCAAGGGAACUAUGGUGGCCCUCCCCCACCUCAAGGAAGCUAUGGUGGUCCUCCCUCAGGGGGAAAUUAUGGGGGGCCACAGGGCCCUAACUAUGGGGCACCCCCUCCCUCGAAUGGAAGUUAUGGUGGGCAAAGUGGUGGAUUUAACAGUGCUCUAGGCAUGGCUCCUCCCCCCCAGUCUGCCCCUCCAGGCUAUGGUGGCAUGCAGGGGCCUCCAGAGAACCGGCUCUCAACCCCCACUCAUAGGCGGGAUCAAGGGAGAGGUUAUUACAAAGAGGACAGUGGUGGGAGCUACAGUGGUCGCUCCUACGACGGGAACAGUCGCGGAGGCAGCUCCGGCGACCGCUUCAGGGGUGAAUCCGCUGACCUGGUCAUGCAGGAGGACACAAUCUUUGUUUCUGGCAUGCCCACCAAUGCUACCGAGGACGACGUCAAGGAACACUUUGGCUCCAUUGGGGUGAUCAAGGUGGACAAAAGAACACAGCGCCCCAAGAUCUGGAUGUACAAAGACAAAGCCACCGGCCGCAUGAAGGGAGAGUGCACCGUGACCUUUGAUGAUCCCUACACUGCUAAGUCUGCCAUUGACUGGUUUGAUGACAAGCUCUUCAUGGGACGCACUGUCAAGGUUCAGCUGGCAGAGAGGCCAAAGAGCAAUUAUGAGCGUGGCCGCGGCGGCUAUGGCGGCGGCGACGAGCGUGGUGGUGGCCGAGGCAGAGGUGGAGGAGACAGAGGAUUUGACAGGCGUGGUGGUGGUGGUGGACCCCCAGGUCGUGGUGGUGACCGUGAUGGGCGUGACGGGCCGCCGAGUGGUGGGCGAGGACGUGCUGGUGACUGGCGGUGUCCUGUUCCCAACUGUGGCAACAACAACUUUGCCUGGCGUUACAGCUGCAACCGCUGUAACGAACCGAAGCCUGCCAGCCUUGAUGACGACAGCAACGGUGGAGGUGGUGGUGGUUUCCGCGGAGGCUUCCGUGGCCGAGGGGACCGUGGGGGCUUCAGGGGACGUGGUGGGGACCGUGGGGGUCGAGGGGGCAUGAGGGGCCGAGGAGGAUAUGGUGACCGAGAUGGUGAUCGUGAUGGAGGUGGCCCAAUGAAGGGUGACCGUGGCCCAGGAAGGUCAAGGCCCUACUAAGACACCCGAGCAGAGGUGCACACGUGUUGAGUUAUAUUUUACCGUCUAGGUUAGGACUAUUUGCAUACAGACAGAAAAAAAAAAAGUUUCUUUGUAUUAUCCAGUGUUGCUGCCCUUUGAGGUCGAGUGAAAGGCCUCGCCCUCUGGAUGUGUUACAGUGUUCUUGUGAGUGUGGUAACGCUGGGCACUAACUAGUUUUACAACAUUUGUUACCCAAGAUACGGUGUCCCAAAUCCGUACCACUUGUCCAUCCGUGACUAAGGCAUUGCUACAAAAUUUCCCUAAACUUUAAUCGUAAGACGUUAUCAUUGCCCAUUAUGCUACUUUAGAAUGUACAAAACUGUGCAAUUGCCCUCCACGGCAUCACGUAGUGGCAUUCUGGGAGACAGGGGCACUGCACCUGUGGGGGGGUUCUUAUUCUCGUAUUCUGUACCAUUAAAUCUUGUACAUUUAAGUCUGCCUUUUAUUAUUGUCAGGGGAAGGUACGUAGUGGGGUAACUUUCUGAAGUGCUGACUUUUGAUUAAAUGUAAGGUAAGGGGCGGGAGGGGGGAAUCUGAGGUGACUUUGUGGUAUCCUGGAGAAUAAGAUACGUGUAGAA